Messenger RNA from Podarcis raffonei (Aeolian wall lizard), 3076 nucleotides. Its product is annotated as zinc finger protein RFP-like. NCBI's taxonomy places the organism in Eukaryota, Metazoa, Chordata, Lepidosauria, Squamata, Lacertidae. The record is from RefSeq and is a predicted model, not a curated record. Bases 1749 to 2816 code for a protein of 355 amino acids. Gene Ontology annotation, molecular function: protein binding; zinc ion binding. The transcript is spliced from 4 exons.
UCUCCCCCACCCACUGGCUUUUAGUAACUAGUUUAAUAUACUUUAAUCUUUAAAAAUAUAUUGUUUUCUCUGUUGCUGGUUUUUGGUGCUCUGUUAAUUGUUCAUGAUCUUAUGCUGUCGUUAUGGUUUUACAUUAGUUUUUGUUUUGGGGGGGGGGACAGCUUUUGUAUUAUUUUCAAUCAUUUUUUUUUUGGUAUUUUAUGGAUUUCAAAUUUUGGUUAUUUGGGAGGUAUAUGCAAGUUGAAAAAAAAGAAGCAGUAUUAACGAAAAGCUCCUAAACCUCCAUUGCAGGAUGUUGAGGAGCCCUUCAACUUUUUGUGGGUGCAAACUGUGAUGUGUCAUUGAUGCAAUAAUAUGCCUUAGUCAUGGAUUGAUGCUGGACUAUCCACACAUCCACUGUGCUUCAGUAGCUAUUCUGCAAUAUUUCCAGAAUGUUUCCCCGUUAUUGCCAUUUGGAAGGGCACUCCUGGGCUAUAAUGAAACAAAAGAGGACCAAACAGAAAAUCACAACAGAACAUUUCUGGCAUGAAAAUUUAUGGGAUUUCUGAAGGAAGCAACAGGACAUGACUGAUAAGAAAUGAAGAAGUUAUGACCACUGCAAACAUUUAUAGGCAGAAAUGGUCUUGAAACUGGGAUUGCAUGAGUUCCCAGAGAGAUAUCAUCACAAUUACACAAUAAAAGGAAUAUGUAUAUAUCCUGGGAGUGUUUGCACUUUGUCUUGGAGUGGGAUGAUUGCUGAGAGCGCUGACUCUGGGUGAAUGUGGGCUGAGGAUCAUAGUCAAAAAAGACAAAGAAAAACCCAUUCUGCCCACUAUUUUAAUAAAUUCAAAGCUGGCACCCAUCUGUCUAGGGAGACAAUGGAUGAGUGAGCCUUUGGGGCUUAAGUCAAACUCAGAAGGUUACAGCGCCUGCUGUGGCUGUAGAGACCAAUACAGGAAAGGAAAAGGGAGGAAUCGCAACGUGAGAAUCCCACUCGCACUCCCCGCUCUCCCUUUGCGCCUGCGGCCUCUCCGGAGCGUGCUUCUCCUGGGGACUCAGCUGGCGUCCCUCCAGGGGUUAAUGUUGCCAGCCUUCAUGUCAUGUUUGCAGAUACAGUGGUGCCUUGGGUUACAUACGCUUCAGGUUACAGACUCCGCUAACCCAGAAAUAGUACCUCGGGUUAAGAACUUCAGGAUGAGAACACAAAUUGUGCUCCGGCGGCGCAGCAGCAGCAGCAGUGGGAGGCCCCAUUAGCUAAAGUGGUGCUUCAGGUUAAGAACAGUUUAAGGUUAAGAACAGACCUUCAGAAUGAAUUAAGUACUUAACCCGAGGUACCACUAUAUCUUUGUAACACAGAGGAAAUCUGCCAGUGGGCCUGGUGUCUGAAGCCAGCUCCCAGCCAGAUCAGAUCCCAGAGCAGAGCAGGGGACAUAAGAUGUCUAUGCCAGGAGAAGAAGGCAGUCACCGCUAAGCACUUCUUUCUUGAAGCAGAGGCUCCUCCCCUACAAUGUCAAUGAUUUCUGUUCUCAUAUUCAUUCAUAAAAUGAUUUACACAUCACCCCCUCAAGGCAGCACACUGCAAGAAUACACAGGCAUUAAAAGCAAUGCAAAACAAUGCUAAGCAGCUGUGCGGGCCUGCCAGGGUAUAAACAGCAACAGCCAAUCGGGUCAGUUCUGAGAUGCUGAGUCAUUUGCAGGCAGGGAAACUCCCUGAAGCUGAAAACUGAGAAGGUGAAAGUCAGCUGUGCCUUCACUGUGAGGCAGCAGCCAUGGCCGGUUCUGGAGGUCCCAUCCAGGAUCUCUGUGCUGAAGCCACUUGUCCCAUCUGCCUGGAUUACUUCAAGGAUCCAGUGACCACUGCGUGUGGGCAUGAUUUCUGCCGAGGCUGCUUGAGCCGGUACUCUGGGGUCGUGGGCUCACAGCCUUCCUGCCCUCAGUGCAGAUAUGCAGUUCAGCCAAGGAGUCUCACCCCCAAUCGGAAACUGGCUAACUUUGUAGAAAUAACCAAGAAGCUCAGCCUUCAAGAGGAGAAGCGGGGAGUGUGUGAGAAGCACCAGGAGCCCCUGAAGCUAUUCUGCAAGGAGGACCAAACCCCCAUCUGUGUGGUGUGCGACAGGUCCAGGGAGCAUGAAAACCACAAGGUGAUCCCUCUGGAGGAGGCUUCCAGGGAGUUUAAGGAUGUGAGAGGCAUCUUGCAGAGCUGUGAGAAAAUGGAGACAUCUGAGAAUCCACUGGCUCUCCCACCAGAGCCAAGGAGCAGGUCCUUGGAAUACUGUGUUGUAAAUCCCGUUCUAGAUGUUAACAUGGAUCAAUUCAAAGCAAAUGUCACUCUGGAUCCAGACACAGCCCAUCCCAUUCUCAUUUUGUCUGAGGAUCUUCAAAGUGUGAGAUAUGGAGCCAAACUGCAAGACUUGCCCAGCAAUCCUGAGAGAUUCAGCCAACGUCCUUCUGUGAUGGGACUUGAGGGAUUCACAGCAGGCAGACAUUUCUGGGAAGUUGUUGGGGCAAGUGAGGAAGGAUGGGCUGUGGGGGUUGCUAGGAAGUCUGUGAGGAGGAAGAACUACUUUCCCUUAAGUCCCGAGGGAGGGAUCUGGGCUAUGGGGAGAUGGGAAGGAGAGUACAGGGCCUGUGACCCCCCUAACUACUCUCUUCUGCCGCUGAGUGGGGAGCCCAGGAAGAUCCGAGUGGCUCUGAACUAUGAAGCGAGGGAGGUAUCUUUUUUCGAGGCUGACACAGGAGCCCAUCUCUACACGUUCUCAGGAGCCUCCUUCUCUGGACAGACACUCUUCCCUUUCUUUUUUCUUCAGAGAAAUGAAACCCACCUUAGGAUCUCCUGAGAAAAACAAAUCUGCCUCACGGGCCUGGUUGGGAGUUGGAGCCGAGAAAUAUCAGUAUAUAACCAACAUAUUUAUUCAUCACCAGCCACCAAGAAUCAUAAAAUACAAAAAAAAAGUAAAUAAAAAGGGGACUACUGUUGUGUUGUGGAAUAAUCUUAUGAAACAUAGAGGUUCCUUGUUGAAAAGGGAGGUGCCCUCUAUACAUGCUCAGGCCUUUUAUUUCUGACGCUCAAAGUUCCUAAGUAAAAUUUUCCUCGUCA